Molecule: messenger RNA, 1713 nt
Organism: Momordica charantia (bitter melon)
Lineage: Eukaryota; Viridiplantae; Streptophyta; Magnoliopsida; Cucurbitales; Cucurbitaceae
Gene: ATXRCC1
Product: BRCT domain-containing DNA repair protein
Biological process (GO): base-excision repair; double-strand break repair via nonhomologous end joining; single strand break repair
Molecular function (GO): damaged DNA binding
Source: RefSeq, a predicted model, not a curated record
AGUAUGAAAUGGAAUAGUUUCUAUAUUUGGGAACGGGGAAAUGUGGCAGUCGCGCGGCGGGGCUAAGCGCUGAUUGCUGACUUUGCGAAUCGACUCAGGACCUUCCGAGUGAACUCAGUGAAAUUGAAUUUAGGCACCUCUUUGAGCAUUCUAAUAAUGGUGCUUGGAGCGCGAAUUUCUCUCAGAGUAUUCUUUCAAGUCGUCGAGUCAUUGCAGCUGAGAUGAACUGAUAGAUUUUAGGCUUGUGGUAGAAAUAAUAUCGUUUUAGUAGGAUCCUUUAUGUCAAAUUCGAAGACUAAUUUGGGUGGUGGCAGUGCUAAGCGCAGUCUUCCUUCAUGGAUGAGUGGGAAGGACGAUGGGAGUACUUCUCGAGGCAAGAAACCUACCAGUUCUGGUUCUGGUGGAAAUGAAGUGAUUGCCGAAGCAGAAGAGGGUAAGCAAGGGAGUGGAAACGGUGAAGACCCAAUCAGCAGUUCAUUACACCGAGAUUUCUCCAAACUUCUGGAAGGAGUAGUAUUCGUGUUAUCAGGGUUUGUUAAUCCCGAGCGCAGCAUUCUUCGGUCCCAAGCAUUAGAAAUGGGAGCUCAAUAUCAACCGGAUUGGAACUCGGAUUGCACUUUGUUGAUCUGUGCGUUCCCAAAUACUCCAAAAUUUCGACAAGUUGAAUCAGAUUGCGGAACAAUAGUAUCAAAGGAGUGGAUUUCAGGUUGUUAUGCACAGAAGAAGCUCAUUGACAUUGAAAGCCACCUUCUGCAUGCUGGAAAACCAUGGCGAAGAAGCAACCUUUCACAUGAAGCCCGCCAAGCUAAGAUUGCAUCGUCAUCCAAGAAACCUCAGAAGCCAGUUGAAAGAACUUCACAUUUAAAACAAAAUGAGCAAGAUAUAUCUCAGAGUAGAGAUAAUAAUUCUUCAAGAGAGUGCUUUUCUCCUCCGAAAUUGAAGAAAUGGGCUACUGAUGAUUACAAUAAAACAAUUUCCUGGCUGGAGAGUCAAGAAGAAAAGCCAGAUCCAAGUGAGAUAAAGAAAAUAGCAGCAGAAGGAAUUUUAACUUGUUUACAAGAUGCUAUAGAUUCUCUUCAUCAAGAUCAGGACAUCAAUCAAGUGACAGAGGAGUGGAAAUUUGUUCCUCAGGUGGUGGAAGAGCUGGCAAAGCUUUGCAGUAAGAAAGAGUCAAUAUCAAAGGAGGAACUUCGCAGGCAAGCUAUAGAUUCUAAAAAGAUUUAUGAAGUAGAACUUAAUUUUCUACUUGACAAUUCCCCAGAUAGAAAGAAGAGGCCAAAUAUCAGCAAAGAACUGAAAAAUGGUUGUAAGGAAAAGGAAGAUGAGCGUGUCGCACGAGGAUAUGAUAGCGAUGACACGAUUGAGAUGACGGAGGAGGAGAUUGACCUUGCAUUCCAGAAUGUAGCUUGUAAGAAGACUUAGCUGAGGUCCUUUUCACUUCUUGGUUUAUGAAGCGAAAACUCUUCUGCUGUAUGUAUUGCCAUGAUCUGCCUAUUUCAAUCUUACAAGUCCAUUUUUGUUGUUCCUAUAUUUCUGUGCCUCUCAAGUUUAUUCUUGCAUGACUGGUGAUUUGCGAUGAUCCUUUUGUUUAUUGGAAUGGUCUGCCUUUUCCUGUUUCCAUAAAGGAAAGGAGGUCCUAUUGGAAUGGUUUAAGUUGAAGUUUGAAAGUGUGGAUAAGCUAAAUCACGCAAACAUAUAGGUCGUUUAAUACCA